Messenger RNA from Ceutorhynchus assimilis (cabbage seed weevil), 2207 nucleotides. The record is from the annotation of a GenBank genome assembly. NCBI's taxonomy places the organism in Eukaryota, Metazoa, Arthropoda, Insecta, Coleoptera, Curculionidae.
AAGCAAUCCUUAGUAGUGUGUAUUAUCCUUGGUGUGUAUUAUCCUUUCUUGGUAACAAUACAAAUAUCAUAGCAACCAGCAUCUUAGUAUCUUACCAAUAGCCAACAGAUCAAUUAUUUCGUGUUUCGUUCUCAAAAGUUGUGGAGGAUGUAUUACCAGGGGCUCACUCCGUGCACUCCAAGUGCUCCAUAUGCACCAAGGAUGCAUAUGCAAUACGGCCGUUCCGGUAAAGAAUAGGCUUUUGUCCCAAGCCCGCAAAUUUAAAUAAUAUUGGGUUAUGUUAUGUUAUCAGUGUGGUUGUGGUGAGCAAAUAAUAAUUAUGUAGUUUCGCGUUUGAGUUGAGAAUGUUUAUGAAAUAUAAUGUUUUAUAGUUUGUUAAAAGUAUUGUCCUUUAACAUAACAAUUGUACGCCAAAAAUCUACUGUAUUUGCACUUUCAUCAGGAUCAGGAAAAUGUGGUGUGGCAGUAAUAAGAGUAACGGGUACAGAAGCAGGAGCAGCUAUAAAAAAACUAACAAACUUGCAGGAACUUCCACAACCCCGUACAGCUAUAUUACGAAGCAUCAAACAUCCCAUUUCAAAUGAAGUUUUAGAUAAAGGGCUAGUUUUAUGGUUUCCAGGGCCCAAAAGCUUCACCGGGGAAGAUAGUUGUGAAUUUCACGUUCAUGGAGGAUUGGCAGUUGUCAACCAAGUAUUAGAUGCUCUAGGAAAUCUGCAUAAUUUGAAGGUUGCGGAGCCAGGAGAAUUUACUAGACGAGCUUUUCUGAAUGGAAAAUUAGAUUUAACAGAAGUUGAAGGUUUAGCGGAUUUACUCAAAGCUGAGACAGAAGCUCAAAGAAAACAGGCAUUUUUACAAUCCCAUGGAUCACUCAGUAACCUCUAUGAAAAAUGGAAACAAAAAUUAAAGCAUUCUGUAGCGAAUAUUGAGGCACAUAUUGAUUUUGAAGAAACUGAAACGCUAGAAUAUGGUCUUGUUGAAGGUGUUAGAGAAAAUAUUCAUAUUCUAUGUCAAGAAAUAGAGAGACACCUCAAAGAUGGUCGAAAAGGUGAAUUGCUAAGGAACGGAGUGAGAACUGUCAUUCUCGGGGAACCGAAUGUUGGUAAAAGUAGUUUGUUAAAUGCACUAUGUCAAAGACCAGCUUCUAUUGUUACACCCAUAUCUGGAACUACUAGAGAUGUUAUUGAAGUUACAUUAAAUAUUGGUGGAUAUCCACUUAUUCUUUCUGAUACUGCAGGCUUAAGAAACACUUCUCAAGAUAUCAUAGAACUUGAAGGCAUUUCAAGAGCGAAGGAUAUGUAUAGGAAGGCAGAUUUAGUAAUUUUAGUUAUAGAUUUUCUAAAUUACUUGAACUGGCAUGAUAAAUGUAAUUCCAUUAAUAAUGUUAAAGAAUAUAUUCAGGUAUAUAUUAAAGAAUUAGGCCUAUCAGAUCUGAUACAAACUGAUGAAUGUGAUUUAAAAGAUUGGAAAAACAUGUUCAGUAAAUCUUGUGUUGUAGUUUUAAAUAAAACUGAUUUAGAUACCAAAAAUCUAUGUGGUAAUAUGGAUAAUGAAGUAGUUAAACUGUCUUGCAAAAGCGAAGAUGGUAUACCGGAACUAGUGGAUGUAUUAGCCCAGCACCUAAAAGUAUUAUGUGGUGAUCCAUCUCAUGAAUAUCCAAGCAUGAACCAAGCCAGGCAUAGAGAACAAGUACAAAAAUGCAGAAAUAACUUAUUAUUGUUCCUUCAAGAAGCCAAUAAUAAAGAAACUGGUGAUUUGGUUAUAAUGGCCGAAUAUCUUCGUAAAGCUUUGAGAAAUCUUGGAAGACUUAUAGGUACAGUUACUUCAGAGGAAAUUCUGGAUGUUAUAUUUAGAGAUUUUUGUAUAGGAAAAUAAAAACGAAAUGUUACAGAGACGUUAUAUUGUAUGAAUUAAUGAUGACACCGUUAUUGUUAGUGUUAGAUAUUUGCUAUUUUGUAAUGUAAUGUCAAUUUCUGUUCAAUAAAGCCUAAAUUUGUAGUAUUUAUAAGUACUACAAUUUAUUCAACACAAAUAUUCUAGGAAAUCUAAAAAUUCUGUAGAUUUUGAACAAUAAAAAAGAACCGCCUGAAAGAUCAGUGAAGUAAAAACUGCUGGUAGCUGAGAAAAAAAAAAUGGAAUGAAAGAAAAUAAUGAUAAAUCUAGUGUAGAUAAACCUGCAUUUAGAUAGUAAGCUUUAGUUCACAUUCAUG